GACUUCUCCUAGGUAGGCGGAGUUAGCGCUCAAUAUCAUAAACGGAUCCCCACCCUUCUACGUAUAAGGCGGAAUUGACGUAUCAACAAAUGGAGCGCUACGCAAAUACUUAGUAAUGUGGUGACUACUCUUUUUCGAGACAUUAUGAUCACACAAUUAGUCAAAAACAGUUUAAAUAUACUUCAAAAUAUAUACUAUCACAGUAUUCAUAAUAUAAUAUUAAUAGUAAGACUUAGUAACUAGCUAGUAGUAGCAAUAAGUUCGACUAUACUAUACAAAAUCAGUACAUCGUUGCUGUAAACACUCACAACAACUUCAGGGUCACGAUCGGACAGUUAGGUAUUAACGGCUUUGACCGACAGAGGGCGGAAGUGUACUAACGCGUGACGUCUAGUUACCCUGAUGCAGUUAAAGUAUCGAAGAAGACAUGGAAACGAUGCUGCUUCUGAUCGCUGCUGCUUCUCGUUAACACUGACUACUGCAACUGCACACUGUCAUGUUUAGAGCGGGGUAAAUAGUUUAAUUGGCAGAAGUGCAACACACCAGCUAUAAGCAGCACUCGUGUCCCCCUACAAGGGGGCACCAGAGCUAUGGCAACUGCACAGUCUGCUUUAACGUUUGCAGUAUGCAUCCUCAUGAUAACAGAGCUGAUACUUGCUAGGAAGGACUUUUAUGAUAUACUGGGAGUGCCUAAAGAUGCAACUGAGCGACAGAUAAAAAAAGCUUUCCACAAGCUUGCAAUGAAACAUCAUCCAGACAAGAACAAGAGCCCAGACGCUGAAGUGAGAUUCAGAGAAAUUGCUGAAGCUUAUGAAACGUUAUCAGAUGAAACCAGAAGAAGAGAAUAUGACCAGUUCGGUGAUACCUCUGAAUACUUCACUGGGGAGACGCCAGGCAGGCAUAGACAGGGUGCUCACCAACCUUUCAGCUUCAACUUUGAUGACAUUUUCAAAGACUUUGACAUCCACAGCCAGAACAGGCAUGCUCGUCAUCGAAGACACUUUGAUGAACAGUCCAGGUCCCACAAGGAGUCCCACAGCAGACAUAAGAGACACUUUCAAGGAGGUUUUGGAGCAGGUGUCUUUGAUGACAUGUACGACGACAUAGAGAAAAUGUUUACCUUUGACAGACACACCAAACAGACUGACAACAGGUUUCAUGGCGCAUCAAAACAACACUGUAGAACAGUGACACAGCGCAGAGGGAAUAUGGUAACCACAUACACAGACUGCACGGCAUCUUAAAUUGCAAUGUAAAAUGACUUCAGAUGCAAAAUUGCCUUAACUGCAUACAAUACUGUUGUAUCGAUUAGGUAACAGUAAGCCACUUGGUUCAAAUGCUGUGACAUUUGAGCAGUGACAUUGACAUCUGAAAUUCAGGCACAGAAUGACAAACGGUGACACUCAGUUUACUUAUCUUAGGUCUAAACUCAGAUAAGCUAUGUUUUGUUCAGAUAUUCCCUGUGUGUGUGUGUGUGUGUGUGUGUGUGUGUGUGUGUUACUCAUGGACUUGUACAUGAUUGUAGUAGUUUUUCACUUGUUGAAAGAAACUCGACAGAGUAUUUUGUCAGUAUUUUAAGCACCUUUAAUAGUGGAAUUUGUUAAGUUUACUGAAUGCUGAAUUUAGUACAGGAAUACUUGUGUGAGUUCAUCACUAGUUCACUCCUUCCAUUCUGUUAUUUUGUACAGUUUCUUUUGUAUAGGUUUUUCCAUUGUGGGUCUCAAAACACUGAAGGUAGAAACAAUAGUCAGUAUAUUUUUGCUUAUGUCAGCAAUGUCAACAAAAGUAUGUGACCCUCCAUAAGUUGGCUGUUAUUUGUGCCACGUCUUGUUGAUAUGUUCAUGUACUCUACACUGCCAGUCACAUUUAUAAGGUGUAAUAGGUAUAAUUAAAUAGAGAAAUGUUUGUGACUCUAUCCUUUCAAUUACAAUUAAGUGAAAAGCCUAUACUGUUCUGUUUGUGUACCUCAUAGUGGCAGAGGACAUCUAGAUUGAAGCCAUUCAUACAAAAAAAGUCAACCAUAUCUGAAUUCUGGAUCAAACUCAAUAUGUUUUAGAUGUAGAGUACGACAUUUAAAUUUUCAAUUACAAUGGUUGAAAUUUAACCAUAAAAUAUAAAUAAAAACCUUUGACUGGCAUGGCAGACAAACUACAAAGAUUGUUCUAUGUGUAAACUAACUUGCAGAUGACCAAUUUAACUGCAAUCUGACCACAGCACAGACAGGUUUUAUUACUUCUAAUUGUGCUUGUGACAAUUUUUUUUUUUUAAUGGAGAGAGUAAACAUUUACAAUAUUGUUGCAGUACAACAAUGCUGAAGAAAUACUGUAUGUAAAAGUACAUACAAGCAUCAAUGUUCUGUACAUUCUAUAAAUGGUGUUGACUAGUUGAUGAAAACCCCAGUAGAUACUGUUUUCCUUACAUAUCAUUUGUUACCUUGUACCUUUAACUCGUCACAGUGACGUUUUCCUUUUGCGUUGUAGUGUGCAAUAUGUAUUUCUGAUAAUGAUAGUGUUGUAAAUAUUCAAUGGCACUUUCAAAUUUGUAUAAAAUGUGUUUUGAGAAAUAAAAAGAGACCAAACUGAA
Cottoperca gobio is the source of this 2583-nucleotide messenger RNA. It is a transcript of the gene dnajb9a, whose product is annotated as DnaJ heat shock protein family (Hsp40) member B9a. Gene Ontology annotation, biological process: ERAD pathway. The coding region runs from base 591 to 1244 and encodes 217 amino acids. Gene Ontology annotation, cellular component: endoplasmic reticulum. Lineage: Eukaryota; Metazoa; Chordata; Actinopteri; Perciformes; Bovichtidae. The transcript is spliced from 3 exons. The record is from RefSeq and is a predicted model, not a curated record. Gene Ontology annotation, molecular function: misfolded protein binding; protein-folding chaperone binding.